This is a messenger RNA of Leptopilina heterotoma, 6763 nucleotides long. RefSeq names its product mucin-2-like. The record is from RefSeq and is a predicted model, not a curated record. The transcript is spliced from 2 exons. NCBI's taxonomy places the organism in Eukaryota, Metazoa, Arthropoda, Insecta, Hymenoptera, Figitidae. Bases 212 to 6571 code for a protein of 2119 amino acids.
CAGUAUGGAUGUAAUAUGAAAAAUAAAUUGAAUAAUUUCUAUAUUGUUUCUAAUUGUGAUUUUUUCAAUUCAAUGGCGUUUUUUCUCAAAUAUUUAUAAUUCACAAUUUUAAAAUUCUCCUGGUGCUACUUUUUAGUCAACUCAAAGUGAAACUGUUAAAAUAAAAAUUAAGAAAUAAGAAAAACAUUGUUGAAAGCUAGUAUAUGAAAAAAUGUCACUAUUUUUCAAUAUUGUUUGGAUAUUUUUGCAUAUGGCAGUGGCCAGCGAUAAUAUAGAAUGGAAAGAGUCUGAGAAGAAAGUUUCCAUUGAUGCAACUCUUCAAAACUGUGGUAAAACAUAUUGCAAAGAAACCUGUCGAAUGAUCUCCUGGUAUGAUCGAAUUUAUCAUCAUAAAACUCACUUUGGCAUAAUUGUUAAAAGUGGUACCGACAUAACAAUAACGCUUUCAGCGAAUGUUGAUGAUUUAAUGUUCUUCUGUCUCUCCCAAUCACCAAUGGGAGAAUAUAUUGCAAUCAAACUCAAAGAGAAAAAAGGAAAAUCAAUCAAGACAAAUUUUGAUUGCGUUCCUAUGAUCUCCGAUUCAUACAACAGAAAGGUAACUGUGACAAUCAAGACUAAAUCUUGGAUCGAACUGCCUGUUUUCAAAUCUAAUGAUGUUACUUCAAAAGAAACGGAGUCUGCUUUUUACAAAGAUUUGCAACUAUACGGAUUUGUUGAAAACACUUACACCCAAAUGUUGUUGUCAUCCGAAGAGAUCACGACCAUCAAGAAAGAAAACUACAGUCUGAACGAUGGACUAUUGAAUCAGAAGAAAGUCCUCAAGUAUUAUGAUUCCCUGUUUGGUGUUGGCACUGAAAGAGGUUUGUGUAACUCAAGAACAAUUUCCCCCGAGGAACGUACGAUUUUGUUUUUGAUGAACACAUGUCCGGAGGGAACAUGCAAGAAACCAAGACACAGUAAUCAAUUAAUACGAAUUGGUGACAUUUUAGAUUGGCUGCAACCCUCUGGCAAAUCAACUUGGAUGUUAUUGACUGAAUUUGGACACUACUAUCAAAUUGAUGACAAUCUUAUUGGUUUUGGAAAAGUUUCCGACGUCUGGAGCAUGAUGUUUGCUGUUCUCUUUCAACGAACCAACGGCGAAGAAAUAUAUUCGAUGACAACUUUAAAUUCGGAACAUGAAACUGUCGUGAAACGGUAUCAAAGUAGUGAUGUUAUUGACAAAUGGAGCAGUGAGGAAAAAUUGCACUUUUUUCUCAGUCUUUUUGAAUACGGUGGUGAUGAUAGAAUACUUGAAGAAUUCCACAAGAGACAUGCUAGCGAAAAGUCUAAUUUCGAAGGUAAAGUAAACAUAAUUCCUAUUCUUGUCAACUUGUUCCUAGAAAUGCAUCAGGUAAACAUAUUCCCUUACUUGGAGAAGGUAAUCGAUUUUAAGAGUUAUGUGGAACCGUUAAUAAAUGCAGAUUUAGAACUGUUAUUAGUGACUGGACGUUCCGUGAUGCCUGCCUUGGAUUUUAAUUUAUCCUCCACUGAUUGGAGUAACAUGAUUGAGAAGCGAGGUUUUAAGCAAACCUCUGCUUUGACAUUGUUUUCCAAAGUCGAGGAGAAGCCUGUAGGGGUUAAAUUUAUUAUUUCUCCAUUCACUGAGCCAAUGAGAGGAAUUUCGUUCUAUUUGAAUAAUAAAGCUCACACAAUUGGUACGGAAUCGUUUGCAUUAACCUUGCCAAGGGAUGUUUACUCUGUGUAUAUUGCAGAAAAGUCUUACAUCAGUGACGUGAGACAUCAUGUGAUCGCAACCAAUGAUUCAACAAUCACCAUCCAUGUGAAAGAAAUAAAGGAAAAUGACAUAUCUUCCCCUCUGAUACAUUCCUCCAUCAAUGUUAAUGACGGUGAUGGCAAACCACUUCUAAAUGUUAUCAUAAACUACAAAGAUAAGACAAUUUCCUUUUUACAACUCUCUAAUAAUUUUCAAAACAAUAAAUUAAGUAUUCAAUUAAGAAGAGAUUCUAAGAAUAUUUUUUCUUAUGUUCUUAGUAAAAGCAGUAAUAAAAUAACUGGUACUAAAACAUAUACAUUUGAAAUGAAUGACAGACUAUUUAUUGAUUAUAAUAAACCGGAAAACGUGAUUAUCAAUGGAAGAAAAUUAAAUGAUCUAAUAACACCUUGGCGUACUUUUGUCUUUGCAGAGAAUGUGUUUCGGCACAUUGCUUAUCCCGAACCAAACUUUAAGGACAAAUUUACUAUUACUGCUAAAGGUUAUAACAACGUACCUUUUUUAGUAAUAGAUAUAGAUUAUAACAAACGUAUUAUGUCUUUUAAACUGAAAAACAGAAAACCACAUUAUUCAUUUCAUAAACGUAAACCAUAUUUUGCUGUAAAGUUGCAAAGAAACAAUGAAAUUCGCUUUAAUUUUUCGCUAUUAGCCAAAGAAAACCCAAAAAAACCACUUACAAUAGAGAAAUCAUUUGAAAUUAAUGACAAAUUACAUUUAUUUCAUGCAGAAUCUCCUCGUUUGUUCAUUGACGGAAAGAAUAUACGUCAAGUUCUAACAGGUCAGCUUGUAGACAGGCAAAUUCUCUUACUAACGAAACUGGGCCUGGUAGAUGCUGAUGAUAUGGAUGAGAAACUUUUAAAAGAGAAUAUUAAACAACUGGAGAAUUUCAAUACUCUUCAUAACAAAAGUUUACAGGACAAUCCUCUAUACCAUUAUCACUUAAAUAAUUAUGUUCGUUCCUUAAGAAAAGAAAAUUACACUGAUGAUAUUCCGAAUGUUUGGCAAAAUUUCGGAACAGAGCCACCAGAAACUACAACCCAAGAAAUUGUAACAACUACAAUAAGUGCAAUGUCAGUCGAACCGGAGACAACUAAACUGACAUCUUCUUCAGAAGUGGAAGUCACAUUAUCACCAGUACUACAAAUAUUAACGCCUUUAAAAGCGGAAACAACAACUUCAACAGAAGUACCAAAACAAGCUACAAUAACAACUCUAUCAUUGUCUCCUUUAUCUUCAGAGUCAAAAAUACCAACAACAACUUCAGAAAAUCCUGCAAAAUUAGGUGAAAUAGCAUCAUCUGAUGUGAUACAGGACAAUGUAGGAACAAAUUCAACGCAAACUUCAACAAUAACGGAUACUACCCAAAACUCUUCUAUUACAAUUGUAACACCGAAAUCUUCUUUUGAAAUUACAGAAACAAUAGCAAAAGUACCACCAAUAUCAACGCCUUUAGAAGAGACUGAAGCAGGAUUAUUGUCAACAAGUGACGCUGUGGCAAAAGGGAAAACAACAGCAUCAAUAGAAGUAAAGAAACAAGAAUCAUUAACAAAUAUAUCAUUGACUCCUUUAUCUGCAGAGAAAAACGCAACGCAAUUGGAUUCUAAUACUCCACCAGAAAUACCAACAACUUCAGAAAAUCUUGCAAAAUUAGGUGAAGUAGCAUCAUCUGAUGUGAUACAGGACAAUGUAGUAACAAAUUCAACGGAAACUACAAAAUUAACGGAUACUACCCAAAACUCUUCUACUACAAUUGUAACAACGAAAUCUUCUUCUGAAAUUACAGAAACAACAGUACAAUUACCACAAAUAUUACUGCCUCCAGAAGCGAAUGGAGAAGAUUUGUUAUCAACAAGUGAAGCUUUGGCAACAGGGGAAACAACAACAUCAACAGAAGUAGCAAAACAAGCUUCAUUGAUUGCUGUAUUAUCGCCUUCUAUAUUAUCAGAAUCAAACGCUUCCCUAAUGGAGUCUAGUACUCCAUCAGAAAUAACAACAACAAUUUCAAAAAAUCCUACAAAAUUAGGUGAAGUAGCAUCACCAGGUUUGAUACCGGACAAUCUAGUUACAAAUUCAACGGAAACUACAACAAUAACGGUUACUACUCAAAACUCUUCUACUACAAUUACACCGAAAUCUUCUUUUGAAAUUACAGAAACAAUAGCAAAAGUACCACCAAUAUCAACGCCUUUAGAAGAGACUGAAGCAGGAUUAUUGUCAACAAGUGACGCUGUGGCAAAAGGGAAAACAACAGCAUCAAUAGAAGUAAAGAAACAAGAAUCAUUAACAAAUAUAUCAUCGACUCCUUUAUCUGCAGAGAAAAACGCAACGCAAUUGGAUUCUAAUACUCCACCAGAAAUACCAACAACUUCAGAAAAUCUUGCAAAAUUAGGUGAAGUAGCAUCAUCUGAUGUGACACAGGACAAUGUAGUAACAAAUUCAACGGAAACUUCAACAAUAACAGAUACUACUCAAAACUCUUCUACUACAAUUACACCAAAAUCUCCUUCUGGAAUUACAGAAACAACAGUACAAUUACCACAAAUAUUACUGCCUCCAGAAGCGAAUGGAGAAGAUUUGUUAUCAACAAGUGAAGCUUUGGCAAAAGGGAAAACAACAGCAUCAAUAGAAGUAAAGAAACAAGAAUCAUUAACAAAUAUAUCAUCGACUCCUUUAUCUGCAGAGAAAAACGCAACGCAAUUGGAUUCUAAUACUCCACCAGAAAUACCAACAACUUCAGAAAAUCUUGCAAAAUUAGGUGAAGUAGCAUCAUCUGAUGUGACACAGGACAAUGUAGUAACAAAUUCAACGGAAACUUCAACAAUAACAGAUACUACUCAAAACUCUUCUACUACAAUUACACCAAAAUCUCCUUCUGGAAUUACAGAAACAACAGUACAAUUACCACAAAUAUUACUGCCUCCAGAAGCGAAUGGAGAAGAUUUGUUAUCAACAAGUGAAGCUUUGGCAAAAGGGAAAACAACAGCAUCAAUAGAAGUAAAGAAACAAGAAUCAUUAACAAAUAUAUCAUCGACUCCUUUAUCUGCAGAGAAAAACGCAACGCAAUUGGAUUCUAAUACUCCACCAGAAAUACCAACAACUUCAGAAAAUCUUGCAAAAUUAGGUGAAGUAGCAUCAUCUGAUGUGAUACAGGACAAUGUAGUAACAAAUUCAACGCAAACUUCAACAAUAACGGUUACUACUCAAAACUCUUCUACUACAAUUACACCAAAAUCUCCUUCUGGAAUUACAGAAACAAUAGCAAAAGUACCACCAAUAUCAACGCCUUUAGAAGAGACUGAAGCAGGAUUAUUGUCAACAAGUGACGCUGUGGCAAAAGGGAAAACAACAGCAUCAAUAGAAGUAAAGAAACAAGAAUCAUUAACAAAUAUAUCAUCGACUCCUUUAUCUGCAGAGAAAAACGCAACGCAAUUGGAUUCUAAUACUCCACCAGAAAUACCAACAACUUCAGAAAAUCUUGCAAUAUUAGGUGAAGUAGCAUCAUCUGAUAUGAUACAGGACAAUGUAGUAACAAAUUCAACGGAAACUACAAAAUUAACGGAUACUACCCAAAACUCUUCUACUACAAUUGUAACAACGAAAUCUUCUUCUGAAAUUACAGAAACAACAGUACAAUUACCACAAAUAUUACUGCCUCCAGACGCGACUGGAGAAGAUUUGUUGUCAACAAGUGAAGCUUUGACAACAGGGGAAACAACAACAUCAACAGAAGUAGCAAAACAAGCUUCAUUGAUUGCUGUAUUAUCGCCUUCUAUAUUAUCAGAAUCAAACGCUUCCCUAAUGGAGUCUAGUACUCCAUCAGAAAUAACAACAACAAUUUCAAAAAAUCCUACAAAAUUAGGUGAAGUAGCAUCACCAGGUUUGAUACCGGACAAUCUAGUUACAAAUUCAACGGAAACUACAACAAUAACGGUUACUACUCAAAACUCUUCUACUACAAUUACACCAAAAUCUCCUUCUGGAAUUACAGAAACAAUAGCAAAAGUACCACCAAUAUCAACGCCUUUAGAAGAGACUGAAGCAGGAUUAUUGUCAACAAGUGACGCUGUGGCAAAAGGGAAAACAACAGCAUCAAUAGAAGUAAAGAAACAAGAAUCACUAACAAAUAUAUCAUCGACUCCUUUAUCUGCAGAGAAAAACGCAACGCAAUUGGAUUCUAAUACUCCACCAGAAAUACCAACAACUUCAGAAAAUCUUGCAAAAUUAGGUGAAGUAGCAUCAUCUGAUGUGAUACAGGACAAUGUAGGAACAAAUUCAACGCAAACUUCAACAAUAACGGAUACUACCCAAAACUCUUCUAUUACAAUUGUAACACCGAAAUCUUCUUUUGAAAUUACAGAAACAAUAGUACAAUUAUCACAAAUAUUAACGCCUCCAGACGCGACUGGAGAAGAUUUGUUGUCAACAAGUGAAGCUUUGGCAACAGCAUCAACAGAAGUACCAAAACAAAAAUCAUUAACAACCAUAUCAUUGCCUCCUUUAUCAUCAGAGUCAAACUCCACCCUAAUGGAGACUAACACUCCAUUAGAAAUAACAACAACAAUUUCAAAAAAUUUUGCAAAAUUAGGUGAAGCAGCAUCAUCUGGUGUGAUACAGGACAAUUUAGUUACAAAUUCAACGGAAACUACAACAAUAAGGAAUACUACUCAAAAUUCUGCUAAUGCUACAGCGUUGCCUCACACAUCUUUGUCAAAAAUACCGUGGUACCGAAGGAAUAGUGCUAUUUUUUUACCCAUAUUUAUACUUUCAUUAAUUUUAUUUCAAAGAAGAGGUGCGUUUUAGUGUGAAUGUAAAAUUCCUUUGUAUUUUAUGAUAGUAUCCUCAAUGUUCACAUUAUUACAUAAUUGUACGCCUUGAUGCAAGUAUUAAACUAAAUCUAUUAAAAUUAAAAGAUUGUCUAAUAAUUUAUGUCUUGCUCUUAUUGUUCAAUUUUUGAAAAUAUUUCCUAUUCGAAUAAAAUUGAAAAUAAAUAAA